Messenger RNA from Coffea arabica (coffee), 1283 nucleotides. RefSeq names its product protein DEHYDRATION-INDUCED 19 homolog 7-like. NCBI's taxonomy places the organism in Eukaryota, Viridiplantae, Streptophyta, Magnoliopsida, Gentianales, Rubiaceae. The record is from RefSeq and is a predicted model, not a curated record.
UGGUGGGGUGUUUCUCUCUGCUCUCUUCUCCAUUUCUUGGAACCUUCAUUUCCCUUCUUCUCCUUUUGUAUCUAUUAGCGUGCGCAAAUUUUUAUAGACAUAUAUAUAUAUAUAUUUAUAUUCUGUGCGAAGGUUGGAACAUUGGAGAGAAUAUCUAGUUUAAGGAUUCAGAACCGUAAGAACUUUUUAUUUUUUCCAAGAAAAACUUUCCUUUUUUCCUUAAAGAAAGAAAAGAAGAAAAAAGAGAAUGGACUCUGAUUCAUGGAUUCGAAUUGCCCCUUCUUCUCGACGAUUCCAAUCACGAUCAGAUGUAUACAAUGUAGGAGAAGAGUAUUAUCAGGGUGGGGAAGAGGAGUUGCGACCAGAAUUUUUGUGCCCUUUCUGCGCUGAGGAUUUUGACAUUGUUGGCCUCUGUUGUCACAUUGAUGAAGAGCAUGCCGUUGAAGCCAAGAAUGGGGUUUGCCCUGUCUGUGCAAAAAGAGUGGGGAUUGAUCUAAUCGAUCAUGUUACCAUACAACAUGGAAAUCUUCUAAAAGUGCAACGCAAGAGGAGAUACCGCAGAGGUGGAUCUGGUACACCAUUAUCGAUUUUAAAAAGGGAGUUGAGGGAAGGAAACUUUCAAUCCCUCCUUGGUGGUUCCUCAAGCUUUAUCCCUUCCUCUACUUCUCAACCUGAUUCACUGCUAUCUUCAUUUAUAUGUAAUCCACCAGCAGCUGAUGAACCACUGACAGUUCAACCCUUCUCCUCAAGUGAAGCUCGCACCCAGUGGAAUGGCUCUGCUGAGGACUUGUCUGAGAGGAGUGCACAGCCAUCUCGGCUGUCAGAGAAGGACCAGGAAGAGAGGGGCCGGAAAUGUGAAUUUGUUCAGGGCCUCCUUCUAUCAACUUUUGUCGAUGAUGAUUUAUAAGUAUGCAGCAGCUGUGCUCAUUAUGUGCUAGGAAUUGGAGUUCUAGGUGGAGAGUGUGGCCAAGAGAACAUGCCACAUUGUGUAAUGGUUAAAAGGGUCUGUGGUUCAUUGUUGUAGAGGUUAUUAUGUAUUGUACAUAAAUAUAGAGGAAACGGUGAAGAAGUGGCUUUUAGUUGAUAUGUGCUGUGCGGUCGGUCCUGUACAGGGCCUUUUGAUCUUUUUCUUCGGUGUGUGUAAAAUGAUGAUGUGCCCCAAAUACACGGUUGCAACGAGGUAGACCUGGACCUCAAGCUAACAGCUUUGAGGAUGAGGAGCAGAUCCUUCAUCCUCGGCUCCCAAAUAGCCACCAAUUAGAAUGCUCUGAUAAUUUUUCUGC